This is a messenger RNA of [Torrubiella] hemipterigena, 744 nucleotides long. NCBI's taxonomy places the organism in Eukaryota, Fungi, Ascomycota, Sordariomycetes, Hypocreales, Clavicipitaceae. The record is from the annotation of a GenBank genome assembly.
AUGUCGAAGAAGGAUACUAUAUAUGCCGACUCCAAGCGGUUUCUCGAUGAGCGAGGGUCGAACGCUGCCCUUGCGCCGAACGGCUUGAACCCGGCUACGAUUAUGGAAAAGACUGUCAAAGACCGCAUUAUCGAGUCAUACUUCUACAAAGAACAAUGCUUUGCCCUUAAUGAAGCAGAUAUUAUCGACCGAGUUGUCGAGCACGUAAAUUUCAUUGGCGGCACCCACGGAUCAAUGCAAAAACCGAGUCCUUUUCUUUGCCUCGCUUUCAAGCUCUUGGAACUGGCACCAUCCGACGAAAUCCUCUCUGAAUAUCUAAAAUAUGGUGGCGAGGAGUUCAAAUAUCUACGCGCUCUAGCAUGCUUUUACUUGCGCAUGACAAGACAAGCAAAAGACGUCUAUGAGCAGCUGGAACCGUAUCUCGAAGACCGCCGAAAACUUCGUCGCAAGGGCCGUGCUGGCACCGCCCUCACAUACAUGGACGAAUUCGUGGACGAUUUGCUUACAAAGGAACGUGUCUGCGCUACAAGUUUAUGGAAGAUGACGAAGCGAGAAAUUCUUGAAGACCUAGAAGUCCUGGAGCCGAGGGUAAGCCCUCUUGGUGACAUCGAUGAUCUGCUCGACGAAGAUGACGAAAAGCAGAAUGGCAACGGCGGUGAUUCAGACGCGCCGUCAGAGCGAGGAGAUGAUGAUAUGGAUCUUGACAGAGACGAAGCACCGCGGAGUCGCAGCGGUUCGCCUUGA